Messenger RNA from Somion occarium, 3437 nucleotides. NCBI's taxonomy places the organism in Eukaryota, Fungi, Basidiomycota, Agaricomycetes, Polyporales, Cerrenaceae. The record is from the annotation of a GenBank genome assembly.
GACGAGUGCUUUUCCAAUUAUUCUCAUCGCGCAUGACUAGUUACAUCCCCUGAAGCGUCAAUGUUUCAACGUCGACACAUUCGAACUCUGAAGCUCCUCUACGAUCACAUGCCUUGAACUGACCACCCGUUUUCCCUACGGACUCGGAGUGUGAUGCAUUGUCAAUGUCUCAAAUCUUACAAUGGCGCGCACCUCAAUCAACUUGGGAUUCUCUGCUAUCGAUGAGGCUGUUCAUCGUGCGUUCAUUCAUCAGCGAAUUGUUGCCUGCAACCACGGUCCGGAAUGGCGAUCAGAGCUUGCCACACAGCCAAGCACUAGACGCGAGACGCACUCUUAAGUCCUGUGGCGGCGGUGAUCCUUGUCAGUUUUCCUUCCCGACAUUUGACUUCUGCUUCAAAUCUGUUUGACUCUUUCAGCAACUCUAGCUGGUUUCUGACUCUCCGGCAUCUGUUAUUGUAUUGGGCACGCAGCAGAUGUCAAGUCAUGGACAUGUUGUGCCCGAGGAACUUGGCUCGCCAGCGUCGACCGGUAGUUCUCCAGAUCGAACUUUAAUCAGACCGAAGAACAUGGGCAAACGUAGACGAUUGUCUCGGAACUUCGGUGGUUCGGCUGAGCGUCUCCAAGAGACCUUCAUGGAGAACCUCAAACGAGGUUCUCCUAGUCCUCCCUUGACAAAUGGACCGGAUUACAGUCCCGAUGGGAAGGAUCUACUUUCACGUCGCCUGACACUUCAACAUCAGGAUCUCGAUCCUGACAUGAUUGAUAGACGGGGAGCCCCAGCUGUUCCUGAGACUUGCCCAAACAGCCGUGAGGGCUGGUCAAAAGUGUCGAAAGUUUUACACGAUUAUGAUGAUAAUAAGAUCAAGGUCGUGAAGGAAGAUAUAGACACUCUUCUCGUAUUUGCCGGUCUGUUCUCAGCAGUCCUGACCGCAUUUGUGAUAGAGUCAUACCAAAAACUGCAAGAAGACUCGAGCGAUGUCUCUGCCCGCCUUCUUCUCCAAAUAUCACAGCAACUCGCCAGCUUCGCUGUGACAUCGUCAUUCAUCAAUUCCACUACAGUCGUGUACCCUCAGCCCAUGUUCCAGGCUUCCGCCUCGAUGGUUCGCAUCAACGCUUUUUGGUUCUCUAGUUUGACCUGCAGUCUCGUCACGGCCUCAUUAGGCAUUCUCGUCAAGCAGUGGUUACAUGAAUACAUGUCGGAUGAUAGCUUGUCCCCCCGAGCCCAUAUACGCAUCCGCCAGUUCCGUUAUGAAGGACUGGUACGAUGGCGUGUAUUCGAGCUUGCCGCUAUGCUUCCGCUAUUGGUGCAGCUCGCCCUCGUAUUGUUUUUCGUCGGACUAAGCGAGUUCCUCAGGAUCCUCAACCCCGUCAUAGGAUGGACGGUCACCGCUCUCAUAUUAUUUUGGGCGGCUAUCUUCGUCACUACAGCAUUUGCAUCUGUUUUCUCUUCGCAGUGUCCUUACAAAAGCCGUAUCUUGAAAGGUAUGCUGCAAAGAAUACGACCCACGUUAUUCGUGGCUCUAAAUUGUAUCUUGUACGGUCCGAUUCGCAUCUUCCAACCCCUUCGAUUUGUCCUGCGCACCCUCCAUCUACCGCGCAAUUCACUUGGCAAGAACAUAUCUAGUUCCGGACGUUGCGUACGUUUGACGUUGGCUACAUUCGCUACUUGCAUUUCGAAGUGGUAUGGUGCCUCGGUCGUCUAUCAUGUAGAUGUCAGCCCUCCUCCCGAAGAGAAAGAGGUUCGCGGUGACACUGCUUUUGAUAUGCCAUGCUUGGCUUCAGCGGACGCACUUUUCCUGGAUGACGGCUUCUUGGAGCCAGUUAGAGAAUGUUUGAUGAGCGUCGAGUUGACGGACGCUCUUCCUUGUAUCCGACAGAUUGUCUCUUAUCGUUGUGAUCUUUCCCUCGAGACCUUGGAGGAUUUGCCGCUACACUGGAGCACGAUGGGCCAGAUGACGAGAGCCGGAACUUUAUGCCUGCAACGUACUGUGGUAGACCUAAUCAACAAGGAAGUUGACCGUAUCCUUUCAUUUCAUGGAGAAUUCAAGGCUUCAGAGUGGUCAGCUGAGAUUGCGGAAGCGGUGUUCUUUGUCGUAGCGGCGGACUUCUUGUUCAUGGAACAGGAGAAUGUGAGGGAGGUUUUUGGCCGGUUGCUUGGUCUCGAUGUCAUCACUGCUCGAGGUGUCAUAGAUGCUCUUUGCAAGCAUCCGUCGUACAAUCCUUCUCCUCAGGUACCUUGCACGGACUUCCUCCCCAACAUCCUAGCAGUCACUCAUUAUCUCCUAGAUCGAAACUUGGUGGAGGAAAGUCCAGAUUCCGACGCUGAAGCCGACGGCGAAUCUGUGUUCUCCGCCCACCCGCUGCCCCCGGAUGAAUCCCUGGACCCUGUCAAACUGUGUAUGAUCAUUUUCUCCUUCAUCGACCAAGUCCCAGUAUCCGACAUCUUGUCUAACGCGGAAUCUUUCAUGUCUUUACAAUCUAAAUUCGCUGCUGUCAUCCACAAUUAUUUGCAAGCAGGCAGGGCGGUGAUUUGGGCUCCUCGGACUCCGACCUGGUCGAUGAAUAUCCUGCGUUAUCUGCAGCAUCAUAUUCCGGAAUACAUUGUCGAGGACCUACUGGACGCUUUGGAUGCUGCCGCGGGUAAAAGAGAUUCGUGGCACAGUGAUUCAUCGAAUUCUUCGACUCAUGAUGAAACCAGCGUGCCAGCUGUCUAAGCAAGAUCACCUCAGAGACUCAGAUGGUCACUUUUGCCAGUGGUGAACUCAACAACCGGAUAAUAAAAGAAAUCAACAAUAAUAUUGUUGGCUCCAUGAAGGCUUCUCAGAAGAAUACGCUUUUCCAGAGUGUUGGGGCAGCCACACGGGAUAAAACAAGCACGGCUGCCGUCAUCAGUUUCGAGGUUGCUAGGAUCACUUCAAUAUGUGGUAUUGCAGCUAGGUACAUUUUUAACAAAGCGACGAAGCUUCCGGCACUGCCCUGCGGCGGAGGAGCAGAAAACCUUGGAAGACUUGCAGCUAAAGACAGAACGAGAACCUAUUUACCAAACGUUUCUGUCUCUCUUAGCGGUGGUCAGCUGCCUCUCCGAAGGCGGUCUUCUGCAUUGCCGCCCAUGACCUCCUCUUUAUUGCACAGCGAGAACCAACCACCAAUUAUAGUUUCUGUCUCUCUUAGUUAAUUAGCGAACAAUUCUGAAGCUUCAGUAGAAGUGGAUUCUACCCUUUCUUCGUCGUCUGACUGUGCACUCUUGCCGCGGCUGGUUUGGCAUUCACGAGACAUAACAGACGUCGCUAUCGUAAACUAAUUCUUCAACAAGAGCACUAUACAUACCUACUUACUUUCGCAUCUCCGGUACAUAGAGAUUAGGCGAGUGGGGAUCGAGGACAAAUGAAAUGCACACGAGCAUAAGUAUUACAUGUGGGAAAACAUUUCCCCCUUUC